AUAAUAUAAUUGGUCAGAUUUAAAACAAGUUUUUAUACGUACGGACAAUGGUCAGUUUUUGUUGUUCUUAAUAACCAUCCAUACAAAACUCAUAGACUUUAUAAUCGACAUUUAAACAAUGCCCGCGAACCUUCAAUAAAACAACUGUCACAUUCAUCAAAAAUCAUUUCAUAAAUCACAUCGUUAAAAAAUCUUCGUACAUCAUGGUCAUAUCAAUCUCAUCUAGCACCGUCAACUAUGAGGAGGAACGAGUCUUCCUGGAGCCCCGCAGAACUUUCCCUCAACUCGACCAAGGCACCUACUACACCACCGGCUACAAAAUCCCCGAAAAUCUUCCGAAAACCCCUGAACCAACGUCUAACAUAGCACCCGAACCAACCACCGAGACAGUUUCUGUUGUCGGAGCUGUUCCUCAACCGGGGAUCGAAGUGAUUUACGAAUGCAGACAAGAAACAGCCGCGUUGCAAACCGAAGUCCCUGCCGUGAUUAAAGAAAGAAUCGUCGGAGGACCGACUUACACAUUUUUUAGGAAAUUGUUCGGAUGCGUAUUAAAAACGCAAGACUAGAUACCAUCACCGUCUCUAUUAAGAAAAAAGGAUUUUUAGAUUAGAAGAUAUGACCCACAUCAUUUCAAUAAAUUCAAUUAAAAACA
Aethina tumida (small hive beetle) is the source of this 652-nucleotide messenger RNA. RefSeq lists its product as uncharacterized. The transcript has 2 exons. The coding region runs from base 204 to 566 and encodes 120 amino acids. The record is from RefSeq and is a predicted model, not a curated record. Lineage: Eukaryota; Metazoa; Arthropoda; Insecta; Coleoptera; Nitidulidae.